Cyprinus carpio (common carp) is the source of this 1583-nucleotide messenger RNA. Its product is annotated as serine/threonine-protein phosphatase 2A activator. Gene Ontology annotation, cellular component: nucleus; protein phosphatase type 2A complex; cytoplasm. The record is from RefSeq and is a predicted model, not a curated record. Gene Ontology annotation, molecular function: protein tyrosine phosphatase activator activity; peptidyl-prolyl cis-trans isomerase activity. NCBI's taxonomy places the organism in Eukaryota, Metazoa, Chordata, Actinopteri, Cypriniformes, Cyprinidae. Gene Ontology annotation, biological process: mitotic spindle organization.
UCAUACGAUAGUCUCAGUAACAUUUUCUCGCAGCAAUUUACACUCGCCGAUCAAGUCUAAAAUUGUUUAACGCGAAACUGCGGGUGAGAGUUGAAGGGUCGUGUUUUCAUGUUCCCAGUAAAAUGGCGGAGACUGAGCAGUCGUCAGGCUCUUCCCAUGAGGAUGGCAAGCCUCCCAAUCCUGUCGAUUUCAACUUCAUGGUGCCAAAGAAGGAGAUCAGCAUGGUGCCUGAUAUGGGCAAAUGGAAAAGAUCACAGGCAUAUGCUGACUACAUAGGAUUCAUUCUGACCCUGAAUGAGGGGGUGAAGGGAAAGAAACUUACAUGUGAAUACCAGGUGUCUGAGACCGUGGAGAAGCUGCUUGCUAUGUUGGGAACAUUAGAUCGCUGGAUCGAUGAGACACCACCAGUAGACCAGCCUUCUCGCUUCGGCAAUAAAGCUUACCGCACAUGGUAUGCUAAACUAGACCAGGAGGCAGAGGCUUUGGUCACAGCCGUUCUGCCGUCAGAGCGUCAUGAUGCUGCUCCAGAGAUCGCAGUCUACCUGAAAGAGUCUGUGGGCAACUCCACCAGGAUUGACUAUGGCACAGGUCAUGAGGCGGCAUUUGCUGCGUUCCUCUGCUGUCUUUGUAAGGUGGGAGCUCUGCGCAUGGAGGACCAGCUGGCCAUCAUAUUUAAAGUUUUUGACAAGUAUCUGCAAGUGAUGCGCAAACUGCAGAAGACGUAUAGGAUGGAGCCGGCAGGGAGUCAGGGUGUGUGGGGUCUUGACGAUUUUCAGUUCCUUCCCUUUAUAUGGGGGAGCUCACAGCUUAUAGACCACCCAACCCUGGAGCCCAGACACUUUGUGGAGGAGAAGGUCGUAAACGAGUACCACCAAGACUACAUGUUUCUGGAGUGCAUUAAAUUCAUCAAUGAGAUGAAAACAGGCCCUUUUGCUGAACACUCGAAUCAGCUUUGGAACAUCAGCGCUGUUCCUUCUUGGUCCAAAGUCAAUCAAGGUCUCGUAAGAAUGUAUAAAGCGGAAUGUCUAGAAAAAUUUCCCGUCAUCCAGCAUUUCAAGUUUGGCAGUCUGCUCUCCAUCCAGCCAGUCAAACCAUGAGAGACAAGAAAAAGAAUUUGCACCUCACCAACUUUGGACAAAACCGCUUCAGUCCCAGUUAACAAACCUAAAUAUGCAUUCUCAUCACCAGAGGGGCUUGGUCUUACUCCUGAAGAUCCGCUUUCCUGGAGAGUUCAGUCCCAAACCUGCUCUAAUACAUCCAAGUAAACCUGAAGACCUAGAUUAUCUGGUUCAGGAGUAUUUGAGUUGAGCUGAACUAAACUCUGCAGGACAGUAGAUAUAAACAAACAGCCCUGCUCUUCACAAUCUACUAGUUGUGCAUAUGACAUCCCACUUCUGAUAUUCCUCUUAAGUGAAGCAAUUAGUCUGAAUGGUUUUAUUUAUCUAUUCCCUGCAUUGCAGGAAGUUGAACUGCUACUUAGACACCUGCAGUGAGCAUUCUCAAUGCAGUUAUCCACAUACAUUUUCAUCUGUAUUGGCAUUUAUAUAUAUUUAUGUGUAUAUAAAGAAAGAUGAAUGGUUGAA